Papilio xuthus (Asian swallowtail) is the source of this 1608-nucleotide messenger RNA. RefSeq lists its product as uncharacterized. NCBI's taxonomy places the organism in Eukaryota, Metazoa, Arthropoda, Insecta, Lepidoptera, Papilionidae. The transcript is spliced from 10 exons. The record is from RefSeq and is a predicted model, not a curated record. The annotation marks the transcript as partial.
AAUGCAUUGACCGCUCGUGAAGAAUAUAGAUAUAAGGAACUAGAGAAAAAGAAAUGUUUACUGCCUUUAGAUGAGUUAGACACUGCAAUUGCUUCUCUUCAAGAUGAAUUCGAAGGGUUGUGUCUACCGGGAGACCAGGAUGCAUUGGAAGAUAUGAAAUUAGACAUAAGUAUGCACAAUGAUAAACUAGACAUGUUGAUGAGACAUGAGGAAAUAGUGAAUGAUUUAGUUAAACAGAACCAUUCAAUCAAAGAUGAAUUAGAUAUAGAGCUAACAAAAUUAAGUGCUAAACAACAUCAGUAUGAAGAUGAUGAAAAAAACUUGGGUGAACAAUGCAUUGCUCUUGCCGAGGAAGUGGAUAAUAUUGUUGAUGAUGUGUGUAAUGUUAUAGCUAAGAAUUUGAAAAUGGCCAGUACUAAUGAUGAGGAAAUAUCUAGCAAGUUCUUUGCUUUUGGACCAUUUGAUGCAUACAAGCAGUCCCAAUCAUUGUAUAUGUCACAUUUUGAUCUCUUCGUCUCUAAACGACUGACCAACAAUCAUCCUGACAGAACUUCUGACCAGGAUUUACAAAGAAUAUUAAAUGAAGCUGCUAAUAUGGAAGAAAGACUAUCAGAUGCUUUAUGUGCAUACAUUUCGAGUAAAGCUGAGUUGUGCGGGGAACAAGCCAAGCUUGCAUUAGUUAAUAAUUACACUUUGCAUCCUAAUAGAGUAUCUGGCUGUCUACUAGAAGUGCAAAGUGCGUUAGAAAUCUUGCAGCAAGAGGAGAAUAUCUUGGAUCAACAGUUGCAGGAGGCAAUACUAAAGUUUGUGUCAUCUCGGACCAACCUUGCUGUAGAGACUGCCGCAAGGAGUGCACUUAGUAUUAGAAAACAAGUGCUUAGUGAUUUAGAAUUUCUACUGGAGAGCAGUCAGCAGGCGCUGUGUGUAGACAAGCUGGUGUACAGUGCGCUGCGAGCUGAGCUCUGCUCCGUGGAGGAACUGUUGCACUUCGCCUCACAUAUGAGGACGUACCUGGUCAAUGAUUCUGAAGCUAUUUCUAGUAGAAUUGAAUCAAUGAACGAGAUAUGUAGUCAACAAUUACUUAAGCAGCAGCGGUUACAAACAAACAUGUUGCAACAGACUUUAUGUACAAUGUUAUGUACAGAUAACAAUGAUUAUGUACAAUUGCUGAGAGUACAUAAUGAUCUACGACAAAGUAUACAAGCUCUCACUGAACAAGUGGCUGAAGGAUUUAAGAACAAGGAAAUAGCUAUCGCGGCAUAUUCACCGUCAACGUUACCUAUCCGCGAGUAUUUACACGACGGCAGCAGUCGUCAGGUGCGCAGGCGCAGCGCAGCAGGCGCGCAGCUGCUGCAUCACCUCACGGACCUGAUGGCAGCUGUUGAUGACAAGGUGUUGGCAGCUAGCGGGAGAUUCGCUGCCGUCAAGAAAGAGGACAAGUACAGUUUGCGCAAGUUCUGGCAGUGGUUCCUGGUGGACCAGGCGCGCCUGCUGGCCACGCUCAGAGCUGCUCAGCCACGUGGACACUUGCCCUGAUAUAUCUUACUAAUAUUAUAAAUGAGAAUGUUUGGAUGGAUGGAUGUUUCUUAGAAAGUGUCUCCGGAACAG